GGGAAUCACCCGGUCAACCAGAGAGGCUCAACAUAAACAUUCGAGCAGGAUCACGUGAUGGAAUUCAAGCUUCAAUUGGCCGAGUCCCUGAACAGUGUACGAACAUUCUGGACAUUAGACGAAGAUGACUCGCUUCUACGUGGAGGGCGAAUUUCGCAGAAUCAUUUCGACGCUCAUUGGAUACCGCGUUUUAGCUCGCCCGCGGUGCUCUUUCCCUGCGUACCGUUCGGGAUUGAAGGGCACUCACCGCAGAAGUGUGGCUAUUGCUGACUACUCACCUUUGGUAUUGGUUAUAGUCGGCAUGGUAUUGUUGUCCUACAAGUUGCUACACUGGCCGCGUAUCGCUAUACAGGUGGCUAUAUACAGGUGGC
This is a messenger RNA of Thermothelomyces thermophilus ATCC 42464, 371 nucleotides long. RefSeq lists its product as uncharacterized. The transcript has a single exon. Lineage: Eukaryota; Fungi; Ascomycota; Sordariomycetes; Sordariales; Chaetomiaceae. The record is from RefSeq and is a predicted model, not a curated record. The coding region runs from base 58 to 270 and encodes 70 amino acids.